Aricia agestis (brown argus) is the source of this 1423-nucleotide messenger RNA. RefSeq names its product transforming growth factor beta-1-induced transcript 1 protein. The record is from RefSeq and is a predicted model, not a curated record. The coding region runs from base 102 to 596 and encodes 164 amino acids. NCBI's taxonomy places the organism in Eukaryota, Metazoa, Arthropoda, Insecta, Lepidoptera, Lycaenidae. Gene Ontology annotation, molecular function: transcription coregulator activity. Gene Ontology annotation, cellular component: nucleus; Z disc. The transcript has 7 exons.
AACAUCGACUAAUGGUAUACAUCACUAGUACAUUUCGCGAAGAGGCUCAGUUGUAACUCUGUAACAGUGGUGUUUGGGUGUGUGCACGGAUAUCAGACAUCAUGGCAACCAGAGACGCGGGACCAGCAAUCUGCAACGGCUGCAACGCCCAAAUCCAAGGCAGAAUAGUGACAGCACUGAACAAGAAAUGGCACCCCGAGCACUUCACGUGCAAGAGCUGCCGGAAGCCCAUCGACGGCGCCAAGUUCCACCAGCACGACGGCUUCGUCCACUGCGUGCCGUGCUACGCUCAGUACUACAGCCCAAGGUGCCACGGCUGCGGGGACCCCAUCACUGAUCGCGUGAUCCAAGCUUUGGGAGUGUCGUGGCACGCGCACCACUUCGUGUGCGGCGGCUGCAAGAAGGAGCUGGGAGGUGGUGGCUUCAUGGAGCAGGCCGGUCGUCCGUACUGCUCUGUGUGCUACGCGGAGAAGUUCGCGGCGCGGUGCGCGGGCUGCGGCCGGCCCAUCGUCGACAAGGCGAUCAUAGCGCUAGACGCCAAGUGGCAUCGCGAGUGCUUCACUUGCAAGCAACUGGCAACUUCAUUAAAGCAUUAGAAUUUGAGCUCUGCAGAAACCCAGUAACAGACCCGACGUUCUCCGUAAUGGACAACCAGCCCAUCUGCGGCAAAUGCGCCUAACUUCACACCGUUCACCGCUCAACACCACGAACUUCGCACAAAACUAUUUAUUUAUAUCGGCCGAACACUGAAACGCUGCUCAAGUUAAAGGUUUAAGUGUCAUCAACACAAUUAAUUAUAUAAUAUUUGACACAAAAACGCAACUUAAACUAAGUGGCACUUACCCAUAUUCUGCCAGGCAAAAAAGUCUCUGAGGUUAUUUGACUGAGGUUCAUCUUAACGCUUUUGAUUGCCUAACGUCAAAAUAACCAAUCAAUAACCCUCUUGAAUAGAUAAAUGAAGGAAAAAAACGAAACAAGGCAAAAGAGAUUUAAAGGUGCAAUUUAAAGUAGCGUUUCAGUCUUCGGCUCCUACUAUUAUUUAAGUAAGAAUAAGAACUUGGUUACAGGAGUUAAACUCUCUUUUUGUCAAUUAAUGUAGUCAAGUAUGAGAUAUUUUUAUAUGAGGGUACUUUUUAAAGUCGACAGAGUCGAAAACCUUUUUUUUAAAGAGAUAAUACAUGUAUUUUCUUUGAACAGAUAAUUCAUGGUAAAGUUUUACAAGAUAUAAUUCAUUCCUCACUCUCUAGCAACGCCACCUUGUCAUAUACUUGAUGUCGACAAAGAGAUUUUUAUUAUUAAUCGUUAUUUAUUACAAAGUCAUAUGUUAAGUUAGGCGAACGCUUCACGCUUGGCUUCGAUACUUGUUAUUUAAGCUAUAUUUAAAUGCUUCUGCGAUAUUUUUCUAAAUAAACCAGUUUGUUGA